UUCACUUUGUAAUCCGUUUUUGCGCGUAUAUUUGAUUGAAUUUCAUACGCUUGAAACACACACGCAUACAAAGUCGCGUUAAAUGCCACAAAUUGCAUAGAAUUUACUGUCAAGGCCCGAUUCACUUGCACGAGAAUUGCUCAACGCCAGUGUAGUGGGGUGUAAAGUAUUAAUCGCGGAUAUUGCUCGACACGCUCGAGUGCGUGAAAUUGUGACAAAUGUUUCAAGUUAAAGAGUAAUCAAUGCAAAAAUAUUUUCAAUAAUGCAAAUUGACUUUGUGUGAAAGAAUUGAAAAUAUGAUUUACCUAAAAGAAUUUUUUACCGAAAGGCUUGUAAAAAUACAUUAAACAAAAUUGAAACAUCUGAAUAUUGUUAUAAUGCUUAUUCUUCGGUGUGGGCUACUCUUAAGCAUACUCUCAUAUCAGCUACUCGCGUUUAAAGCAGGUGCACAAAAUGCAUGCUUAUUUUCUUCUACCGAAAAUGGCAUUUGUAAAACAUAUGCUGAUUGCAUGGAAAUUCACGGGAAAGUAAUUUUUGAAAAUGACGCUUGUGAGGAAAAUACUUACUGUUGCCCUAAUAAUCGCCAUAAUACAAAACACAAUGAACUGGAGGUGAAUUUAGAAGAUCCAAAUCCACCCCUAGGAAAUAAUAACGUUAUGUUUAAGAAAGACCCAAACCCAUCGCAAUCUAAUUCGGAGCCAGAGAUAACGGUUCCGCUUUCUAAUAAUAUGAAUACAAAUGAACUGGUGGUGAAUUCGAAUCAGCAAAAUCCUCCCCUAAUGGAUGAAUAUGCGAAGAGAUUUUGGAAUAUUUUCAUGGAAGACCCGAAUCCGAAUAAAAAUGUUGCACGAACCUCGAAACCUAUCUUUGAGCCAGGGGUUGAAAUAAUUCCAAACAUAAAUAACCCAUGGCAUGAAGAUGUAUCAAUAUAUCCAGAUAUAAAUGACUCGAUGGAUGAAGAAGAUACAUAUUGAGGCUGAAAUACAAAUUGACUUAAUGUGAAAGAAUUUAAUAUAGGAUUUACUUAAAAAAUUAAUCUUCUCAAUAAAAAUUGGCAAUGAACGUGUAUUUAGAGUUAAAUAGUGGACUUGUAAGUUUCACGGUUCAAUAGCAUGAACGGUUCAAUCAGGAACAGCCUUAAAUUGAAUAUUUUAGAUAUGGAUGUUUUGAGAUCAAUCUGACUCUCAAUUCGUUCUCAAAUGAAAGAAGACAAUACAAAUUCUGUUCUAGUGUAUUAUCCAGAUGAAUGUUCCCUUAUUAUCACAUGCCUAUGGAACAGAGCAAAAAAUGCUCUUUUAUUUUAAGGUUCUGUACAAGUUGCGUUUAUUCGUCGAAAUAUUUUUGUAAUACCCUAAUAUAAAUUGAAUUAGUGACUCAUCACUUGAACCUUUAGAAUAUAUUUUUGUUCAUGCUUUAGAGUUUUCGUGCCUGGUUCACGUUUUAAAAAAGUCAAUGCUCAAAAAAAUGUGUCGCGUUUCUGGGUGUUCGCGUGUUAGAGUGUUC
Zeugodacus cucurbitae (melon fly) is the source of this 1503-nucleotide messenger RNA. RefSeq lists its product as uncharacterized. The record is from RefSeq and is a predicted model, not a curated record. NCBI's taxonomy places the organism in Eukaryota, Metazoa, Arthropoda, Insecta, Diptera, Tephritidae. The coding region runs from base 378 to 974 and encodes 198 amino acids. The transcript is spliced from 4 exons.